UGACUUCCGUGAGAAUAACCCAGGUGCUGCUAUGAAUCCUUGAAUUCUGGAAAACGAAGGAAAAAGUUUCUGUCUUUGUAUGUUAUAAGAAGACAAAAGAGAGAAAGAAAAAAAAAAAACAUGGAGGAUCGACCACUGGCCAGAAUUGGCCCCACAGGAGGAGGAGAUGUGAGAGCAGCAUGCAAAAAGUGUGGUUAUCCUGGUCACCUUACCUACCAAUGCAGGAAUUUUGUGAAGGUAGAUCCAAAGAAAGAUGUGGUCCUGGAUGUCUCAUCAACAUCGUCUGAAUUCAGUGAUGAUGAGACACCUCUUACGCAGCUUAAUGCACAGGAGCUGCUUGCAAAGAUGAAGGAAGAGAAACACCUCUUGCGCACAGAUAGCCCCAGCCGAUCAAGGUCAAGGGAAAGGGAAAAGAAGAAAAAAAAGAGGAAGAGCAAGCAUUCCUCGCCAGAAAGUUCCUCAUCGGAGAGUUCCUCAGAUA
Messenger RNA from Penaeus monodon (black tiger shrimp), 481 nucleotides. Its product is annotated as protein SREK1IP1-like. Gene Ontology annotation, molecular function: zinc ion binding; nucleic acid binding. NCBI's taxonomy places the organism in Eukaryota, Metazoa, Arthropoda, Malacostraca, Decapoda, Penaeidae. The record is from RefSeq and is a predicted model, not a curated record.